UAAAAUCAGUCAAGGCAUACAUUCCACAAGCAUGAUAGUUUAUCUUUUAUCGCGUGCUUGCUGAAGUUUGUUUACUGGUAAUUUCUCUGUUCGUGAAAAAUGCGGAUGUGGAAUUGUUUCAAAUUCUAUGGAAUUUAUAUAAUAGCUUCUUGCACUGCUUUGGCAGUGCUUGGACAAGCCGAUGUAUCCCCAAGAGUCUACUCACUUCAUAUAAGAACUGAUAUUCAGUUUCGAUUUGCAACAACACUGGUAACAAGCCGAGUGGCCAACCCAGCCAACUACUCACAGGAGACAGUCUUUGAUGUCAUAUUACCACAGGAAGCCUUUAUUUCAAACUUUACACUUGAGAUAAAUGGCGUUGUAUAUCCUGGGAUUGUCAAAGACAAAAAUAAAGCAAAAAAGGAAUAUGAAGAAGCAAAGAAGAAAGGACAGACCACUGGAAUUGUCAGUCAAGAGAGAAGGGAUACCAGAACGUUCAAGGUCAAAAUAACAGUUGCUGCUUUCGGUAAAUCUACAUUCAAUUUAACCUAUCAGGAACUACUUAAGAGAGUAAGAGGAGCGUAUGAACACAGGACGUUUGUAACACCAGGAUAUCCUGUUAAGGACUUACAGAUAAGCGUUGCAAUCCAAGAAUCACGUGAUUUAACAAAGUUGUCGGUUCCGCCAAUUAGAGCACUGAAUGACGUACUUAUAGAAGCUGAGGACGUCACAGAAAAUGCUUUAGCAGUGAUAACUAGGCCCACUGGCAGAAGCGCAUACAUAAGUUAUGCUCCAUCAGUAGAUGAACAGGAUCCUGGUGGCGUGUCUGGAGAAUUUAUUGUUCAGUAUGAUAUUGACAGGUCACUGGAUGGUGGCGAUAUCCUGGUUGUAAAUGGAUAUUUUGUGCAUUUCCUUGCCCCGGAUAUCAAAAAAUCUAUUCCUAAAGACGUCAUGUUCAUUUUGGAUGUCAGUGGUUCAAUGGAUGGACGAAAACUUGAACAAAUGCAGGAUGCAAUGUAUGUGAUCUUAGAUGAGCUACAAGAAGGGGAUAGAUUCAACAUCUUAAUCUUUAGCAGCUAUACACGCACAUACCAGCCAAACAUGAUAGAUGUCACAAAGGACGAUAUUUUCAAAGCAAAAGAAUUCAUAAAGAAUAUUGAUCCUUCAGGCGAUACUGAUAUAAAUAAAGCUGUACUGGAGGGUCUCGACCUGCUGAAAAUAUCAAAGCAAGAAGGCGAACGAUCUCCAGUUAUUGUGUUCCAGACAGACGGCCAGCCCACUGUAGGAGUAAGAAGUGAUAAAAGAAUACUGAGCAAUAUAAUAUUCGCCAAUGAAGAACAUAUACCGAUAUUCAGCUUGGCAUUUGGAAGUGACGCGGACUGGAGGCUGGUACAGAAAAUGGCCAUUCAAAACGAUGGUGUAGCUAGAAAAAUAUAUAAUGAAUCAGAUGCGGAUUUACAAAUCAGUGGUUUCUUCGACGAGCUAGCAGUCACAUUACUCAACAAUGUCUCAGUGAAAUACCUUGAGGACGCCGUGGACGAUGAGAGUUUAACCAAGUCUGAGUUCAAGAACUAUUUCAAGGGAUCUGAACUUGUGGUUGCCGGCAAACUUUCAGACUCUAGGGCGGCUAAUCUGGACCUUGAAAUUUUCAGCAAUACUGUGGACGGAGCUUUAGUGCUGACCGUGGACAAAGACUCGAAUUUCAUUGAUGUGUCAGAUGCUAACAAUUUAAUGCAACUUACUGAUUUCCAAGAAAUAACGGAGAAAACCUGGGCAUACAUCACUAUAAAACAACUGCUAAAUAGUGCUGUCGGGGAAAGUGACAAGACUGCCGUCCAUGCCAUGUAUAAAAGAGCAAAGAAACUGUCUUUGAAGUAUGGAUUUGUGACGCCGUUGACAUCAAUGGUCGUCACAAAACAAGAAGUUGAGCAUGACGAGUGGAGACCACCGACGGCACCGAAGCCCCCAGCACCAACAGCUCUUUACUACCGGCAGUACAGCAGCUACGGAGGCGGAGGGGGCGGAGGAGGUGGUGGAUAUGGCGGCGGUGGUGGAGGAGAUCCCCACUACAUGAUACGUAUCAAAAAUAUGGAACAUCCGAUUUGCUUCGAUGUCCAGAGUAAGGAAGGGGAGGUUCAUAAUCUCAUAACAGAUCCAAGAAACAAAAUCACAGUAAACGUUCAAAUUAUCAGUGGAGGGAUGGGUAAAAAAGGUGAAGAAAAGACAUAUAUUGGAGAAGUAGCUGUGCACAUGUCUCAUCAUGUAAUAGUCAUCACACCAGACGCCAUCUUGUUUGAUACCAAGGUUUUCAAGUGGAAAGAAGAAACAUUGAAACAUUUUGGAGGGCACGACUUCAUGCUGUCAGAAAAUGGUAAACUAUUUACCAUGCUGUUUAAGUUUGGAGCUAAAGUGAUUAUAAGUCGACAUACGGGAAAGGAAACUGGAAAACAUUAUCUGAACGUAUAUGUAAAUCAUGAAGAUGCAUUCAGCAAAAUGACUACUGGGUUAAUUGGGCAAUUUGUAAACGGAUUCAAACAUAUUUAUCUACGCAAGCAACUCAUAAAUAAAAGUGGACAGACAGAGGCUAGACUUCAGAUAAGAGAAGGAGCCAGGUUUCCGUCUCACUCUGGCGGAAAUGGCACCACUGGUGACGCAGGAACUCGAACACGUCAUAGAAUUACUGCCAGACUUGUCCAAAGAUCGGAAGUUAUAGGAAAAGGAUCAGAAAUGUGCUGGAUGGUUCACAAGCAGUUUAAAGAAUCACUCUUUGGUAGUCGCGCAACCUUCAUGAGAACCGAUUUAAUGGACAUCUGAUAGAUAUUUAAUUUUGAGACUUUUGGGGAAUGUUUCUCUAAACUGUCUUCAACAUUCACUGUGAACAAAAGUGUUUUACCCUUACUGCAGUGGAAUCGAAACUUUUAUUGGGGUGUACAAUUCUUUCAUGGCAGGAAGUCACCCAGGUCAGACUUUCUACUCAGAUGCACCUAGUGUCUUCCUGUGCCAUCAAAAACUGGACCUAUAAUUGUGUCGGUGUGACGUUGAAUACAAAACUCAAUAAAAAAUCCUCUGGACACUUGUAACAAUGCUACUAAUGCCGCAUAAAUUGUAUAAAUUAGUGUAUUAACAUCACUGUCCUUUGGCUGGUAAUAGUCGGUUUCGAUCUAACUGACUCAUUUAUGUCCUGCAUAUUUUCAAGCAAUGACAUUUUAGAAUGUC
Messenger RNA from Mercenaria mercenaria, 3195 nucleotides. Its product is annotated as inter-alpha-trypsin inhibitor heavy chain H3-like. Gene Ontology annotation, biological process: hyaluronan metabolic process. The record is from RefSeq and is a predicted model, not a curated record. The coding region runs from base 100 to 2793 and encodes 897 amino acids. NCBI's taxonomy places the organism in Eukaryota, Metazoa, Mollusca, Bivalvia, Venerida, Veneridae. Gene Ontology annotation, molecular function: serine-type endopeptidase inhibitor activity. The transcript has 18 exons.